ACAGCGCUGCACAACCUGUGUCGUUGCCUCGUUGCCUGGGAAACUAUUGGUACCGUAACUCCGUUAAAGAGUACGUCAUUGCGUAGCACGUUUGCGUAGCGACCGAGAAAGAGUGAGCGGCAGGAAAGUGACGGUGGAAGCGAGCGGAGCAGAAGAAAAGAAGACGUGUCUGUGAAUGAAUAUGUUGAAGGUGGAACAGAUCAUCAUUCGCUACCGUUCAUAAAGCGGUCUGACGACAGUGACGAGCGGGGUGAAGAAAGAUGGAGGACGCCUCUCUGGAUUUACGAGAUCAUUAAUCUCAGACUGGACACCGACUGCAGGCUGAACACAUGGAUACUAACGCUGCAAAUUCGGAGAAAUCUCACCUGAUACACGAGAAGAAUGCUAAAAUGUAUUCUCUCAAACUACAGAGCGCCUUUCCAGACUCCAAAGAGCAGUAUCCCGACUUCCCUUUUAAGAACGGCGACGUGUCUGGUGCCAUCGAGCUCAAACGACCCGUCGGCGUCCACUGCCACCGCACCAAAGCCUUGGCAUGUGAGGACAGUGUGGACAGGCUGCUGGCCCAGAAGAAACUCUACAUCGCUUCAGCCGUCUGCCUCGUCUUCAUGAUUGGCGAGGUCAUAGGAGGCUACCUGGCCCACAGCCUGGCCAUCAUGACGGACGCUGCCCACCUCCUGACAGACUUUGGCAGUAUGAUGGUGAGCCUGUUCUCCCUGUGGAUCUCCUCCAGACCGCCCACCAAAACCAUGAACUUUGGUUGGCACAGAUCAGAGAUUCUGGGAGCAUUAGUCUCAGUCAUGUCCAUCUGGAUUGUUACGGGGGCUCUGGUCUAUUUAGCCAUCGAGAGGAUUGUGCGCAACGACUAUGAGAUUGAUGGUCAUGUGAUGUUAGUCACCUCUGGUUGUGCCGUCAUUGUCAAUAUCAUCAUGGCCUACAUCCUCCAUCACUCCACCACCUUCCACGCUCACGGCAGCGGCUACCACCAGAUCGACGAGGACGGUCAGAGUCCCGUCUCUCACGGUCACUCUCACACGCUCCUCAGUGGCCACGGCAACACCAGCGUCCGCGCCGCGUUCAUCCACGUGGUCGGCGACCUGCUGCAGAGUGUCGGCGUCAUGGUGGCGGCGACCAUCAUCUACUUUCGGCCUGAGUACAAAGUUGCAGAUCCCAUCUGUACCUUCCUGUUCUCUGUCUUCGUCCUCUGCACCACCAUCACCAUCCUCAGAGAUGUCUUCAGGAUACUCAUGGAAGGGUCUCCAAAAGGAAUAGAGUUCAACUCGGUGAAAGAGGUGCUGAUGUCUGUGAAAGCUGUGAAGUCCAUACACUGUCUGCACCUCUGGGCUCUGACUCUGGGCCAGUCGUUGGUCUCCGUCCACCUGGCCAUCGAGGAAGGUGCCGACCCUCAGUCUGUGCUGCAGGAGGCCACUGAUCUGCUUCACACUAAGUUCGGUUUCUACAGCAUCACCAUCCAGGUGGAGCUUUACUCUGAAGACAUGAGCCACUGCUCCCACUGCCAGGACCCCUGUGACUGACACCGAUACCGGACCGACCACAACAUGACGCGGCUCAGACAUGUUUUCAUUGUUUCUGGAGCAUUACUAGCUGUGUUCCCAAAGCAGCGACCUGGAAUAGAAGGAAGUGUUUUGGUAGAUCGUUAUGUUGGCAAACUUCACCGUUAAGUCGUAAGAAAAUAGACAUCAAAGUCAUCUGUGUGUUCAUAGUAGAGUGUUAACGCUGGAGCAAACUUAGCCUGUCAGUGGUGUUUGAGCACUAAACUUAACUUCACAAGACAUCACAACGAACCAGGAAGUUGCCUUUUGUCACCAAAACACUCAGCACAAGAUGACAUCACAGCAUCAUUUAACUGUAACACUUUAAGUCCCCCCUUUACAGCAUCUAUCAGCACAAUAUAAACCGUUAAAUGGUUUUUAUCACAUACUGUAAUUGAGCUGUAAGCAGUCAACAACUUUAACUCCUCCUGUGGGCUCCCAUAAACUGGAUGUAGCUGUAAUAAUGUAAAAUAUGUCUUCAUAAGAGAAGUUGUCAUUGGUGACGGAUACUCUUCAUCAAUAAAUACUUAAAAAUAUCCUUAUAUCUGCUUAUAACUACAUUACAGUGUGUUAUAAACCAUCUAUUCUGCUUAUAAAUGCUAAAUAGUUGGACUUGAAGUGAAGUAUAACUCAUUUAACUGACUGCUUAAUACUUACUAGAUGGGUAAAUUAUGUAUAAUGACAUGAGAUGAUGUAACCAGGUUAAUUUAUGCAACUAUUUCAGGAGAUAAUAACUGUAAACGCUCGCAGUGAGUGAUGCUUCAAAAACGUUUAAAAACACUGCCGACUUCUUAAUAUUUCCUUCAAAUUUCAAAAACUGCCAGACUGUUGUUGUUAUUAUUUACUGUUCAGCUUAAACACUUUUCUCACAUUUUAAGACGACGCUGCUUAAACUCAACAUUUACUCAGCGUUGCAUAUUUUAAUGUGUAAGAGUUUGAGUCUCGCAGCGGGACACAUGGAUGACUUUGAUGUCUUGGUUUUGAUUUCAACGCUAAAUUUACCAAAAUAGUCCACCGACUGAACCAAACACUCAUGACACAGUUCACCGUCAUCUUACUGCCGUUACUGAAAGGCCAAACAGGACUCGACAAGUUCUUCACCAUUUAUUUCUUGACAUAUGUGCACAAAAUAGUUAUUUUUGUACCACACUGACUACAGUUGUCGUUUAAGGAAGGAAAGCAGAAAUAAUCUCUCUAAAAAUACAGAAGUGUUCAUAUUGUUGGUUGUUGCCUUAGAACAUCACAGACUGAGGGUCACAUCAUGUCUUGUGGUUAGAAAAAACAAAUGGUCAAUUACAUGACAAAUAAAUGAGAAAGUAGGGCAGGUUGAACUAUUAGCAGACACUUUUAAUCUAUGAAAACUGCAAUAUUUAUUUAUCCACAGCAGGUAUAAAUUUAAUAGAAGACUGACAGACACAACAACUGACAACCAUGAUGUCAAUGCAGUAUUUCAGGCAGUCGUCAUAACAUCCAAUUUUACGUCUUAUAAGCUCUGUGACUUGUUCAAGCCCUUUUCUGAAUCCCUGAAAAUUGUUCUUAAAAACUAAACUCCUAAUCUGAACUGUUCUAGUAUUCCCUCUGGACAUUAUACACUGUGUUGUACUUAAUCACACCAUGCUAGCUCUAAUGUGUUAUAUCUAAUUAUUCAACAAAUUCUGGAUUUGACCAAACUCUCUACUGUAAUGUACUUUGUGUCAUUUUAUCACAUCAUACCAAAGAUAAAGAGGAUUUUGGGGGGCUUGAAGGUCAGAAAAAGUAAACUAUACUAGAUUAGUGAACAUCUGGAUUUAGGCAAAAUAUAAUAGAAAUAUUACAGUUGGUUGAGAUAUAAUUAUUUGUUUUGUAAGAAAGCACCAAACCGGUCACAUUAAGGGAUAUUUAUGGUGGUAUUUAGCAGAGUCACACACACAAAACUUUACAAAAUCCCCCUGAAAGCCAAUGACAGUACUUUUAAUUGCUCCUUUAAUGUGUAUCUGAGUGAGAAAUGUUUGCCUAGUAGCUGUAAAAGCAUCGGCUUGUUCCACCGACCGUCCGAGUCGACAUUCAGGUCUGAGGCCAAAAACCAUUUAGUCCUGCAGACGGAUGAUUAGUUUCAGCUUUGUGCUGUCGUCCAUCUCAUCUAUCUUUACUUCCUCCUGUAGCUUCACUGUUACCCAUCAAUCAGCUGUAUGUCUCUGUGUUCCCCGAGCUUUCAUCCAUCUGUCUGUCUAUCUAUCUAUCUAUCUAUCUAUCUAUCUAUC
Molecule: messenger RNA, 3790 nt
Organism: Thunnus maccoyii (southern bluefin tuna)
Lineage: Eukaryota; Metazoa; Chordata; Actinopteri; Scombriformes; Scombridae
Gene: slc30a2
Product: solute carrier family 30 member 2
Exons: 10
Coding region: 330-1532 (400 amino acids)
Biological process (GO): response to zinc ion; zinc ion transmembrane transport
Cellular component (GO): plasma membrane
Molecular function (GO): zinc ion transmembrane transporter activity
Source: RefSeq, a predicted model, not a curated record